Molecule: messenger RNA, 572 nt
Organism: Hydra vulgaris (swiftwater hydra)
Lineage: Eukaryota; Metazoa; Cnidaria; Hydrozoa; Anthoathecata; Hydridae
Product: carboxypeptidase inhibitor SmCI
Cellular component (GO): extracellular region
Molecular function (GO): serine-type endopeptidase inhibitor activity
Source: RefSeq, a predicted model, not a curated record
AUGUUGGUGUUGUUAGUGCUUUGCUUUUUAUCGUUUCUAAGCAGUGGACAAGCUAAGGCGUCUUGUAAUUUAGUACGAUGCGCUAAACCUUUAUGCGGGUCAGGUGCUCUUCCGAUUAAAGAUCCAUCCGGAUGUUGCGAAAUCUGCGCAAAAAGACAAGUAGGAGAAUCAUGUGGUGGAUCAACCAAGGGUGUUUGUGAUGACCAUCUUUUUUGUAAAGUAAAUAGCCAACACUCAAAAUAUGGGAUAUGCGAGCGUAAUAAUCCCGAUUGCCGAAGUCCAUCAGAUACUGGUCCAUGCAGAGGGUAUUUCAUAAAAUGGUUUUUUAAUCAUGCCAAAAAAAUAUGUCAACAAUUUGUUUAUGGCGGAUGUGGUGGAAAUAAUAACAGAUAUAACAGUAAAAUAUCUUGCGAAAAGUCGUGUGCAAAUAAAAUUAACUAAAAUAUUCAAUCACAUGAACUUUGACCCAUUAGCAGCAAGACGUCUGUCUUGCCUGAUAUACAAGCAACAGGGGAAUUUUAACAUUAUUUAGAUUUAUAAGUGCGGUGUAAACAUUUUUUUAAAUUUCUUAC